This is a messenger RNA of Diceros bicornis minor, 7801 nucleotides long. RefSeq names its product FH2 domain containing 1 (gene FHDC1). The transcript is spliced from 11 exons. Gene Ontology annotation, cellular component: cytoplasm; actin filament. Gene Ontology annotation, molecular function: actin binding; microtubule binding. The record is from RefSeq and is a predicted model, not a curated record. The coding region runs from base 1946 to 5368 and encodes 1140 amino acids. Gene Ontology annotation, biological process: actin filament polymerization. Lineage: Eukaryota; Metazoa; Chordata; Mammalia; Perissodactyla; Rhinocerotidae.
AUAAUUUUCAGAACUUGAAUAUUCAAAUGUUUCAUAAAAACAUUUGUUUUUGUAAUGUGGAGAUAAUUUAAUAUACAGUCACUGAGUAUUGAAAAAGGACAAAUCUCACAAACCUAGUAACUUAGAAAGCAGGGAUCGGUAAUAUUAAAGGAUGUUUCUAGUAGCCAGGGGCAACUUAGGAUUUUGUCUAUAAACUCAAUACAUAUUUUAAAGCAAAUGUAAUGCCUGUGAAAAUAAAGAGAUAUCAUAUGUACAUAUGACACCAGUUGUUAAUAAUAGCUAACUAUGGACCAGGCAUCUUGGUAAGGAGCGUACAUGUAUUAGCUCAUUUAUUCUUACACAAACCAAUGAAAGGGCAUAUCCUUAUAUCAUAGAUGAGGAUGCUGAAGCCUAGGUUAAAUAACCCCCCUCACCUCAGCUUAAUCUAAGAAGUAGCAGAACUGGGAUCCAAGGAAAAGCACUCUAUUUCUGGAGUCUCCGCUCUUAAUCCUAAGGCAGUCCUGCUUUGUUUAUAUGAUUCUGUGUAAAACAUUUCAUAAUAUUUGAAUUCAUGAUAUCAGUUUACUCCUGUGUCAUCCAGUAUUGUUUGACCCGUGUGUGUUUGUAAGUGUGAACUUUGACAGUGAUACUGUAAACGGAUAAUUACACUCAGAAGUCCAUUCUGAAAAGCCCUUCCGUGUUGCCCUUUAUGACCUGGAGGAAACAGUCCCCUUUUCACACAUCCACAUAAUCGGGGUGCUCACUGUAUACCCCCAUGGGGUCCCUUCUUCCACAUCCCCACUUGCCUGUCCUCAUAGCUGAAGAAGUGUGGUUGUUUGACCCCUGUUUUCACAUCAGGUGUGUAACAACCCAACACCAAAAACAAACAUUUAAAGGUCGAUAAAAAUACAAGCUACUAAAAUAAGUCAGUGACUGUAGAUAAUGGUUAGCUAUGUGGCACGUGUGAUACGGGCAGCAUAUCCUUAUGUGUGUGUGUCUUCUUUGCUGAUUGUGUCACAGAAGAAGCAGAAGAUGCAGGUGAAAAGUUCUGAUGGUUUCCAAAGAGUGGCUUUACUAGAAUCCAAAGUGAUAGGGUCGGAAGCGACAAUAGAGGUCAUGUAAAGUAUCCCAGUGUCCUAACUUUACAAAUGAGAAAACUGAAGUCUAGUGAAGUGAAGUGACUUGUCUAAAACUGUAAGCAGUAAAGCUUGAUUUAGAGCUGGAACCUUUCAUCUUCACGUUUAGUGUUCUUUUCUCUAUUUCUGGGAAAGCUGUGUCACCAAGUGGAACAGGAACAUGGUGGCCCUGACUCCAGGGGAAUGAGUUUGGCCGUUAUUUUAUCAUCUCCAAAUGCCCUGCCUAUUACGUGCAAGGUGGAAGAUGCCCUUUGUCCCACUGAUUGGUAGGGGACGUGUCCACACUCGAGUAAGGCAGGGUCACUAACGCCUAACGUGUCAGCCAUGUGGGUAAUUUCCCUAGAGGUUGGGUAUCCAUUGUCCAAAGAAAAUGCCCCAGUUAGUGAACAAGUAGUUUAUUCAUAAAGUGAGCAAUACUUGCUGAGCCUAUAGCAGGUUCUCAAUAAAUACGUGUUUUAUUGAUUAAUGGAAGGUUUCCAAGUUGGAUUUAUUGCUACUGCUUUGGGAGCAUUUCCAGGUAGUAAAAUUUGGUUCGCAUUUAGAAAAGUAUUAGUCCCUUUUAAUGCUCUUGUGGAUGUGUUGCCCCUCAUUGAUUUUAAUGUCCAACUAAUCUAGGAGGACUGACCCUAGCCUCUGAAGAGGAUAGCUAGUUUUAAAAUGUUUUCCUGUACUGAUUUUAAAGUUGUUUCAUCUUUGUAGGUUUGGAAGAUGACACACAACAGAAUUGCCUUUUCCUCUGGCGGCAGACUAGCGGGUGUAUGAUGCAAGUUUGAUGUUUGUGUCUGCUUUCUCAAGGUCAAGAAAUUAUCUCCUUAGAAGGCAACAGUACUAUGCAUGUUAUGAAUUGUGUCUCCUUGGUCGGUGAUAAAGAAAAUGGGAAUAUCGCCACGGCAGCUGGAUUCAUGAUCGGGCAAACACCACCGCCGCCUCCUCCUCCUCCACCGCCUCCACCUCCACCAUGUCCAUCUUCAGGGGAAGGGUUUCCUCCCUCUCCUCCUCCUCCCCCACCACCUCCACUACCUGGAGGGCCUCCGGCCCCGCCUCCCCCUCCAGGCCUACCCCCAACUUCUCACAUGAAUGGCUAUAGCCACCUUGGUAAGAAAAAGCGGAUGAGAAGCUUUUUUUGGAAAACCAUCCCAGAGGAGCAAGUUCGUGGCAAAACCAACAUCUGGACUUUGGCAGCCAGGCAGAAGCAUCACUACCAAAUUGAUACAAAGACCAUCGAAGAGCUCUUUGGGCAGCAAGAAGAUACCACCAAGUCUUCCCCUUCUAGGAGAGGAGGAACUUUAAAUUCAUCCUUCAGGGAUGCUAGAGAAGAGAUUACUAUCUUGGAUGCAAAACGGAGCAUGAACAUUGGGAUAUUUCUUAAGCAAUUUAAGAAGUCUCCUCAGUCCAUUGUAGAAGAUAUUCAUCAAGGAAAGAGUGAGCAUUAUGGAUCAGAGACAUUGCGAGAAUUUCUGAAGCUUUUGCCAGAGUCAGAGGAGAUAAAGAAAUUAAAAACAUUUAGUGGAGAUGUGUCCAAGCUGUCCCUGGCAGACUCCUUUCUGCACUACUUAAUUCAGGUGCCAAACUAUUCACUUCGGAUUGAAGCGAUGGUGCUAAAGAAGGAAUUUUUGCCUUCUUGUUCUUCUCUAUACACAGAUAUAACUAUUCUAAGAACUGCUACAAAAGAGCUGAUGUUGUGUGAGGAGCUGCAUUCGAUAUUACACUUAGUGCUGCAGGCGGGGAAUAUCAUGAAUGCAGGAGGGUAUGCUGGCAAUGCAGUAGGAUUUAAACUGUCUUCUUUGCUCAAAUUGGCAGACACAAAAGCAAACAAACCUGGGAUGAAUCUUCUGCACUUUGUUGCACAGGAAGCACAAAAGAAAGAUGCCAUUCUUCUAAACUUUUCUGAAAAAUUGCAUCAUGUUCAGGAGGCUGCUAGAUUAUCUCUGGAUAGUACGGAGGCAGAACUACACUCGCUCUUUGUCAGGACAAGAUCUCUAAAGGAAAACAUCCAGCGGGAUGGUGAACUUUGUCAGCAGAUGGAAGAUUUCCUUCAGUUUGCCGUGGAAAAGCUGACGGAACUGGAGCGCUGGAAGCAAGAGCUCCAGGACGAGGCCCACACCCUGAUAGAUUUUUUCUGCGAAGACAAAGAAACCAUGAAACUGGACGAAUGCCUUCAGAUAUUUAGAGACUUUUGUAUCAAGUUCAACAAAGCGGUUAAGGACAACCAUGACCGGGAGGUGCAGGAGCUGAGGCAGCUGCAGCGGCUCAAGGAGCUGGAGCAGAAGCGUCGUUCCUGGACGGCUGGGGAGCUUGGGGGAUUCGGCCGGAGCAGCAGUGAGAAUGACGUGGAGCAGCUGACCAAGAAGGGUGCAGAGGACCUGCCCUCUUUCCUGCACCCCAGGCCCAUCAGCCCCUCCUACCGACCCCCCAACACCCGCCGUUCUCGCCUCUCCCUGGGCAUCUCCGCUGACCGGGAGCUGCUGACCUUCCUGGAGAGCUCCACUGGCAGCUCAGAGGAGCCCAACAAGUUUAACAGCUUGCCCCGGAGCAGCCCCCGGCAGGCCUGGCCCACCGUAGUCUGGAUGGAUCCUGGAGAGCCAAGGGGCCAGGACUCCAGCCGCACAUGUAGACCUGAGGCCUCAGAGAGCCAGGAGGAAGCCCCUGACCCAUCCUUAGCUUGGCAGAGCCAGCUCCCAGUCCCUCGGCCUGGGGAGGCUGCAUCCGCCUUCCCCCAAGCUCGGCGUGGCGGCGUCAGCAUCCUUCGAAAGAGGAACAGCGAACCUGUGGGCCUGGGUCCCGGCCGGUCCCCUCCACUCUCGCCACUGGCUCUGGGGAUUAAGGAGCAUGAGCUGGUGACAGGGCUGGCCCAGUUCGAUCUCCAGGGUUCCAAGGGCCCAGAGAUACCCCGGCUGAUCGUGAAUGACUUCACCCCAGUAGUGUCUUUGGAGGAUGGGAGCCUGCAUCCCCUUGGCACCAGCAACGGCAGCCUAACACGUGUGGGCAGAGGUGCCCCGCGGGGCCUCAGUCCAGCCCUGGGGGAUGGCAGUGCUGCCCCUGAUGAACCCAGCAGCCCGGCUCUGGUAUCUGUGGGCAGCAGUGACCCUGAGAACAAAGAUCCGGGGCCUCUGGUCUACAUCUCGGACACCACCGACUGUUCUCUGACCCUGGACUGCUCAGAGGGAACCGACUCCAGACCUGGAGCGGGGGAGCCGGGGGAGAGGGGUGAAGGGGAUGGCUCCGUGUCCUCUGGGGCUGGGGAGACGGGUGGCAGCCAGGUCUCCUCUAACCCUGCUUCCAGCCCCCCUGGGGAAGCCCCUGCCCCCGUCUCCACGAAGAGCGGGCCCAGCUGUAAGGGUGGCCUUCCCAGGGACAGACCCGCGAAAGGGAAGGAUGUGGUGGCACCAAAGAGAAACUUCCUCAAAGAGGUGUCCCAGGUGGCCUCCAAGCCGGGGAGUGGCCGACGGGGCCAGGGGGCGGCACCCAAGCCCGUGCGGACCUUGACCUCCUCGGAGAGCGAGGGCAUGCGCAAGGUCGUGCCCAUCUCCAGGGCCAGCAGGGCCUCCGCGGGCUGGAAGCGGCCCCCUCGGGAGACCCCCGGCAGCACAGAUGCGCCGUGGUCGCGCCGGAGCGCUGUGCGGGGGAGCUCAGAUGCGUCGCCUAGGAGGCCCUCGACAGGGCCGGUGGCGGUGGCUGAGGAGCAGAGGCUGCGCCGAGCCAGCGGCAGCUCCAGCAGCACCCGUCCCGGGAAGGAACCCUCCCUGCAGCCCCGGGGCUCCGUCAGGAAGCCCAGCGCCAAGCCCCUCAGAAACGUCACCAGACAGAAACCUGAGGACAAUAAGAUCUGCUGCUCCAACUCCCAGGGCCCCGAGAGCCCCCAAGAAGACCCCAAGCCCCCGCCAGUCCCCAGUGUCCCCCGUGUCCCACUCCCCAUCCCGAGUUUCGCCCGAAACACGGUGGCCUCCUCAUCUCGCUCCAUGAAAACAGAUUCCCCUCCUGUGGCCAAAGUCCCUGGCAUCACGCGGACAGUCUCGCAGCGGCAGCUGAGGGUGAAGGGUGGCCCUGAGGACGCCGCCCCCAACAACAGCGGCACCCUGCGGCGAACCAGCAGCGCCCGGGGCCCCAAAAAGGGUCUGGAGUCUGCUGAGGGUCCCAGUGCCAAGACAGAGACCCCUCUGAAGGGCAGAGGAUCUGGGGAAAGGGCCUCGAUCCGACUGAAAGGCCCAAAUCAGACCACACUGGGGAACAUGUUUCAUCCCUUACGGAAGUGAUGGGUGCCUGUGCUUUGUCACCUGCUGGGGUUCAAAUGGAGAGGACAGACUUCUGUGAAAGGCCAACACCGAAUGUCUUUGUUCCACAUAAAGCGAUCCACUGGUGCCGCCUGCCGACGCUCGUGUCACUGAAUGCACAGUCCGGGAUGCCUGUGGACUGCCGCCUGCUGCGCUGACUCCUGCUGUAAAAUCCCGAGUCAGGACGUGGGUUCACCAGUGAUGGGCCAGCACCUCCCGCACGCCGCACCCCAGAGGUGUGUGCCCUCGAACCCUCUCCCCCAAAUCAAAGACCCUGUGAAGACCCCGACGUGUAAGAUGUCAUUCUUAUAUAACGAGUCAAAAAAGAAUUUUGGCCAGUUUUAUAUAUCAAAGACUUAUUUUUUAUUAUAAAUAUUAAAUGUUGUUUUAGUUGGUUCUUUUUGGAGAGUGAAAUCCCUCCCAGGGGAAAAAAGAAGAAAAACCCCUUAAUAUGAAGAUACUUUUAUCUUCUUGUGUUCUCUGGCCUCAGGGGUCCACCUGCCCACACUGUCCAUUGCAGGCAACUGGACUUCUCUGUCAGCCCUUGGUGUUCUGUGGUAGGCACCAUCUCCUUGAAGAUUUUCUGCCUAUGGUUGGCACCAUCUCCUUGAAGACUUUUGGCCUUGCUCGUCUCUCCCUGCGUAACUUUGGGUGUGGGUUUGCGUGUGAGCAGGAGGGAAAAUGAGGCUGGUGGACAGAAAUCAGAUGCUCCCAUGUAUUCAGGGCAGGCACCAUGGGAAUGGGGUGUGUGCCUCUGGGGCCUGCGUGGCUGCAGGGCAAGCCUCCUCUGCAGAUGGAUGGCAGCCCCUGGGAGAGUACUGGAUCUUCCAGAAUUUAGAAGUGCCAUAUUAUAAUGGAAAGGCGUCAGGGGCUGUUCAGCUGAGCGCAUAUUUCCCGUUCUGUGUGUUCUCAUUCGUGUACCUGUUGUAAAACUGAGUGAAGGCUGCUAUGACUUGAGUUCGCUCUAGUUACAGGGAAGAAUAAACCCUUCCGUCUCCCAUCUUUCUUCCUUAUCUUUUUGCUCCCAGCCCUUCCGUCUUUGCAAUUGUGACCUGGAGCCUGGAGCAUCUCUCACACUCUGUCUCUCUCUCUCUCUCUCUCUCUCUCUCUCUCUCUCUCUCUCUGUCUCUCUCUUUCUCUCUGUGAUGAUACUUUUUAAUGUUGAUGUCUGUUCUUUGAUGCAGUGGUUUUUAAAUCCUGAGAAAAACCAAAUCAAGUCUUUAAAAACAGACCAAAAAAAUGAACUUGCUUUCAGAAGAACUUAUAUCAUCAGGCAAAAUUAAAAAAAAAAAAAAAUCAGGCUUCAUUCAAAAGAAAGGGGAAAACAUCCUUUUUCUACACAGUAUCCAUUCACUGCUUUCCUCUGAGAUUAAUUGAGAAAUGGGGGAAUUCUUGAAACUUUAUCGUUUUUUAAAAAUUGCCCUCCACUUUUUUUCACUUUUGGUCACUUAUUAGUGAAACCUCGUUUUGGAUCCAACGGUGAUCGGUGGAUUUAGGCAAAUACAAUGUAUUUGUGAUGAAUCCAUGUGGUUAAUGUUACAGUCUCCCUCCUGUAAAAUGUUGCUUUCCAUCCAAAUUAAUUGGAAACUCUGAGCUUCCAUAAGUCAGCCAAAUUGAAAAGGUAAACUUUAUGGUUGAAGAAGUGAGGCAGCAGACCACAAAACCUCUUGUAAAAAUAGCUCUGAGUAGAUGUUUCCAGGGCUCCACAAAGCUGGAUACGGGAAUGCUGAGCUGUUUUUCACCAUCUAAAAAAGGCUAAGAAAUCAUAUUUAAUCAUGCAUCCAACAACAUUCAAAACAUAGGGCCCAUGGGAGAUGGAUGAAAGAGGUCAAAAGUUUUUGGAUUUGUGGAUAGUGAUGGAGUCGGGACCCCUACGCAGGACCUGGAAAACAGGAUCUGAGUCCCUGCUCUAUCACCAAUGCCAUGUGACUUUGACAAAUCACUCCCUCCCCCUAAACUUCUGUUUCUCAGUCUGCAGAAGUGGGGACAUGGCCUCAAUGAUGGUCUCCAAGGGUCCUUCUAGCUCUAAGAGUCCAAAUCAUCAUAAACAACCAAUGACCCAUUUGCCUGGGGUCAGCUUCUCUGAACCAACCCUCAGCGUCCCUAUAGCACAGGCCUCAUGUAAAGGCCUGCUCAGAAGAAGGCACCUUCAGAAUGGGUUGCUGCUUUGAAAUCCUGAGAAGUGGUGUGUUACUUAGCCCUGUGGAAAACAUCUGUGUAUACAUCUGUGCGAGCAGGUGAUCAUUCUAUUACCUUUUAUUGGUAGUAAGCUUGGAAAAAUAAUUUAAGUAUAUAAUGGAGAAAUGUACAUACGUUUCUAUAUAAAUUUGUUUAAGAUGAACUGAAUGUAUUUAAAGGUCCAUUUAUAUGUUCUUUUACCUAACAUGUAGUUUAAUAAAGUUCCUGUUUAUGGGA